Messenger RNA from Eupeodes corollae, 1462 nucleotides. It is a transcript of the gene Pis, whose product is annotated as CDP-diacylglycerol--inositol 3-phosphatidyltransferase. The coding region runs from base 279 to 953 and encodes 224 amino acids. The transcript has 5 exons. Gene Ontology annotation, cellular component: membrane; Golgi apparatus. The record is from RefSeq and is a predicted model, not a curated record. Gene Ontology annotation, molecular function: CDP-diacylglycerol-inositol 3-phosphatidyltransferase activity. Gene Ontology annotation, biological process: phosphatidylinositol biosynthetic process. Lineage: Eukaryota; Metazoa; Arthropoda; Insecta; Diptera; Syrphidae.
UUCUGUUUCUGUAUUUUGUUCUUCCAUCAGCGGCGCUCAGAUAGCUUCAAAAAUCGUUGAACAAGUUGCACUUUUGCGCAGAGGUUUUGAUUUUCUUAUUUCCAUAAUAUAUGGAUAACUCAACCAAUUGGAGGUCAAUAAUUGUGUAUCGCGUAGAUAGUUAAACCACCAAUUUGGAAAUUGUCUGAAACUAAUUGGUUGCAUUCCUCGAAUUAUACAAAAUAAUCUAUUUCUGAAUUCUGAUUCUGUGCGUCGAAGGUUUUUGCAAAAAGAAGAAAAUGGCAACAGAAACCGAAAAUAUUUUUCUAUUCAUUCCAAAUUUGAUUGGAUAUGGACGAAUAGUUCUGGCUAUCAUCGCCUUCUGGUUCAUGUCAACCAAUUAUGUUGUUGCUGGAUGGUGUUAUAUAAUUAGCGCUCUCCUGGACAGUGUUGACGGACAUGCAGCACGAGCUUUUGACCAAAGUACACGAUUUGGAGCUAUGCUUGAUCAAUUGACAGACCGAUGUGGAACAAUGGGACUUUUAGUUACACUUAGCUACUUUUAUCCCGAAUAUAUGUUCUACUUCCAACUCUCGAUGGCUAUUGAUGUUGCAUGCCAUUGGCUUUAUAUGCAAACGAGCGUGACAGUUGGAAAAUCAUCACACAAAUCAUUCGACGUAAACGAAAACUUCCUUUUGAGACUUUACUACCAAAAAGAUAUCCUCACUUUUAUGUGUUGCGUAAAUGAACUCUUCUACGUAUGCCUCUACAUGCUUCAUUUUACCACAGGACCAAUAAUUUUUGGCUGUUCAUUAUUUAAAGUCUUAGCAUUUGUUUCCGCGCCUUUUGCGGUUUUGAAAUCUCUUAUAUCCUGCUUACAUGCAUAUGUGGCAAGUAUUGACCUGGCAGCUUUUGAUGUUCUCGAGCGCGAGGAAAAACGACAGAAAAAUGAUUCUUCAAAAAAGGCUGAGUAAAAAAAAGAAAAGUCCUCCAAUACAAGAAUUCCAGUUAGAGGAUUAAAAUUCCUUUGCAAUUUAAUAAAACAAAUAUUUACAUACAUAUAUACAUAUUGGCUAAAUGUUAAAAAUUAUACUAAAUAUUUUAUUAUCUAAACAGAAACACAUACAAAUCUAAAUCUGAACAUUUUCUAUUAGUUUUAUUUAUUUGUAGUAAUAAAAGUUUGUUUUUGUUUUCAUUAUAAUUUUUUGUGAUUUAAAUUUAAGAAUUUUAAAAUCAAUUUUUCUUAGGAUUAAUUUACAAUAUCUUUCCUUUGUGGCAUUUGUAAAACUAAACAAUUCUCAUAAAACAAAAGUAUAAAUAUUUAUAGGAAGAGAGAAAAAUGGGUAUAAUUAAACCAGCGAAUAAGGAUAAUGAGGAGCUUCAGCUUUUACUAUUGUGUGUAGUUUAUGAAUUUAAAUGAAUUUAUUGUUGUACCAAAUGGAUGUGACUUCAAAAAAUAAAAAUGAAAAUAUUUACAAAAUAA